Messenger RNA from Rotaria sp. Silwood2, 1338 nucleotides. Lineage: Eukaryota; Metazoa; Rotifera; Eurotatoria; Philodinida; Philodinidae. The record is from the annotation of a GenBank genome assembly.
AUGGAAAAUGAUUCAUAUCAAAGCCAACAUGAUUAUCAACAACAAGCUGCUGAACAUCUACGUCAAGCAUUGGAAUAUGAUGAACAAUCAAAAAAUCCUGAAUUGGCUAUUUCAUUAUAUAAAAAAGGCAUCGAAAAUUUAGAAACAGCAAUAAAUUUAAAUAUUGAUUCAAAUGAUAAUCGUGCUAUAGAAUUACGUACAAAAAUGCGUAGAAAUUUAGCUAUGGCUCGUGAACGAGUUGAAGUAUUAGGAAAAUUAAUUCAAAAUAGUUCCAGUCCAUUGAUUAAAGCUAAUAUUCGACCAACUAAAGUUCAACGUCCAGUACGACCUCGUAGUAUUGCUUCAGCACCUUCAAAUCGAAAAAAAGAACUUCCAUCAACAUCAAAUAUUAAGAAAAUACCAACACAAAACCAAACUCAACAAAUAUCACUUAAAUUACCCAAUAUCGAACAGAAACUUGUUUCAUAUAUUCUUGAUGAAGUUAUUGAAAAUAGACCACAUGUCAAAUUAGAUGAUAUUAGUGGUCAAGAAGGAGCUAAACGAGCACUUGAAGAAGCUGUUAUUUUACCUGUUCUUCGACCAGAAAUGUUUACUGGUUUACGUGCACCUGUACGAGGUAUUUUAUUAUUUGGACCACCUGGUAAUGGUAAAACAAUGCUGGCAAAAGCUGUGGCUUCUGAAGCUAAAGCACGAUUUUUUAAUAUUAGUGCAUCAAGUUUAACAUCAAAAUAUCUUGGUGAAGGUGAAAAAUUAGUUCGAGCUUUAUUUGCUGCGGCUCGUGAAUUACAACCAUCGAUUAUCUUUAUUGAUGAAGUAGAUUCAUUACUCACAGCACGUAAAGAAUCCGAACAUGAUGCAAUGCGUCGACUUAAAACUGAAUUUCUUAUUCAAUUUGAUGGUGUUCAAACAAAUAAUGAUGAUCGUAUUCUUGUUCUUGCUGCAACAAAUCGUCCAUUUGAAUUAGAUGAUGCAGCAUUAAGACGUUUUCCUCGUCGUAUUUAUAUUCAAUUGCCAGAUAUUAAAACACGUGAACAACUAUUAAAAUAUUUACUUAAUAAACAAGAACAUAAUUUAACAGACAAGAAUUUUCGAUGGAUUGCUAAUGAAACUAAUGGUUACUCAGGUAGUGAUUUAACUGCUUUAGCAAAAGAUGCUGCAAUGGGUCCUGUACGUGAAUUAGAUGUUGAAGAAUUAAAACAACUAUCAAUUAAUCAUAUUCGUCCAAUAUCACAACAAGAUUUUGUUCAAGCCUUAAGAAAAAUUCGAGCGAGUGUAUCACCAUUAACACUUGAUAAAUAUAUUAAAUGGAACUCGACAUUUGGUGAUUGUAGUUCAUAA